Molecule: messenger RNA, 138 nt
Organism: Funneliformis mosseae
Lineage: Eukaryota; Fungi; Glomeromycota; Glomeromycetes; Glomerales; Glomeraceae
Source: the annotation of a GenBank genome assembly
AUGUCAAGUUCAAGAGGUCUUGGUAGUUAUGAUAGUGGAUUAAGAGGUCAUGGUAGUCAUGGUGGUAGAUUAGAAAGUUAUGAUAGUCGUAAUAGUAGUGAACCAAGAGGUUAUGACAGUUGUAAUAGUGUGAAUUAA